Molecule: messenger RNA, 2158 nt
Organism: Scylla paramamosain (green mud crab)
Lineage: Eukaryota; Metazoa; Arthropoda; Malacostraca; Decapoda; Portunidae
Gene: sau
Product: Golgi phosphoprotein 3 homolog sauron-like
Exons: 6
Coding region: 116-982 (288 amino acids)
Biological process (GO): Golgi organization; Golgi vesicle budding; Golgi to plasma membrane protein transport
Cellular component (GO): cytosol; trans-Golgi network; Golgi cisterna
Molecular function (GO): phosphatidylinositol-4-phosphate binding
Source: RefSeq, a predicted model, not a curated record
GGGCCUGCGUGGGGCGGGGGGAUGGCCGCCUCUGUUGACGGCAGUGUCGCGCUGGCACCUCAUGACGCUGGGAUUCCUCGUGUGUUUUUUUCCGUUUUAAUGGGAGCCUGACAAGAUGAAUCGACCAGACGGGCUCAUCCAGCGCAGGAACGUUCCGAGAGACACACAAGACAAGAACAACAAAAAUGACAGCGACGACGAGAAGCGAAGACACUCCAGUGGAGAGGAGUACCUGGAUGAUGGGGACUGCAAGGAGACGAGGCUCACCCUGAUGGAGGAAGUGCUGUUACUGGGCCUCAAGGAUAAGGAGGGGUACACAAGCUUCUGGAAUGACUGCAUAUCUUCGGGUCUUCGUGGAUGCAUCUUAAUAGAGUUGGCAUUGCGUGGCAGGGUGGAGCUGGAGAAGGCUGGUCUGCGUCGCAAGUCCCUCCUCAACCGCAAGGUUAUAGUACGGUCUGAGCUGCCAACUGGUGACGUACUGCUGGACGAGGCACUGAAGCACAUAAAAGAUACAGACCCUCCACAAACAGUACAGUCCUGGAUUGAAUUCCUAUCUGGGGAGUCUUGGAACCCACUCAAAUUGAGAUACCAGCUCAGAAAUGUGCGGGAGAGGUUGGCCAAGAACAUGGUUGAGAAGGGAGUGCUUACUACAGAGAAGCAGAAUUUCCUGGUGUUUGAUAUGACAACACAUCCCCUCACAGACAAUGUAACCAAGACCAAAUUGGUGAAAAAGGUUCAAGACAGUGUGCUGAGCCGAUGGGUGGGAGAUCCCCAGAGGAUGGACCGGCGGACGCUAGCCCUCAUAUAUCUGGCCCAUGCCUCUGAUGUGUUGGAGAAUGCCUUUGCCCCUCUAUCUGAUGAUGAUUAUGAGGUUGCCAUGAAACGUGUACGAGAACUGCUGGAUCUUGAUCUUGAUGCAGAAGCUGCCAAGCCCAAUGCUAACGACCUGAUGUGGUCAGUCUUUGCAGCAUUUAUCAAAUAGUACCUCUCUUGCCAGGGUUGAGAAGGAAAAGUAUGUUAUCAGUGCCUGUGAUUAUUCCGAUAACCUUGUUUUUUAAAGUAUUACUAUUCUGUAUAUCUAUUCAUUAUUUUUAUCUUAUAAAAUUAAGCAUAUCUUUUCCCCUGGUUGAGUUUUCAUAGCUUUGCAUUGGAUGCAUUGAAAGAGAAUGAAUGUGUAUAAGGUGAAGGUCAUUUAAAGCUCCACUGAAUUUAUAUUAGGUUUGGGUCUUAAUAGAUAGGCAAUAGAUAAAGCCAUCAGAAGGAAAGAAAAGUUAAACAUUAUAGUGUAUACCUAUUAAACCCAGGGCAUUUAUGCAUGCAUAAUUGGUCAUUGAUUUCCUUAUUUUAACAGUUAAUUGUUGUUUAUGAAUAACUCAGUAAAUAGAUUAUUUAACAGAUAUUAGCAACAUUUCUGACCAGCCCUUUAGGAAAAGUGCUUGGCAGCCUCCCCAGUGACUUCAAAUAUCCAGUUAAAUUUUGUAUAUUUGUACUGUUGAAUUUUAUGCUCUUCUGUGGUAUGCAUAUUAGUUGUCAAUAUUAGAAAUAAUAAAAAAAAAACAGUUGUCAAGGCAUUAUUUAUAUAGGCUAGUGUGUAGAUACAGGUGUGAUGCCUAGACUAGGUUCUAUACUUGUUUGUAAGGCAAAUCUGCGUGGCAUGACUUGGGCGUAGGGAGAGUGUAUUUUAUUCCACUUGCACAUAAGACACGUAAAAUCUUUCAUAUUAUUUUAGUCCAUUUCAGUAUUCAUAACUGGAUAUGUGUGUUACUUCUGUGAAGCAUUAGCAUAAACAACUUCCAGUGAUGAAAAAAAGGCUGUCAGUGGUCUGAAGAAGUAUGACAAUUGUAGGAUGGAUAAUGUCAAAAGAAGGAAACAAAACAUUUCUUUUAGUGUGAAUAAAUGAAUUGCUAUCCAAUAUCCUCUUCACCAAAGUCAUGCCGCUGUGGUCUUAGGAGAAUAGUUAGCAGAUGAGGAACUUGUAUCCUAUUUCUUAACACAGAAAAAUAAAAGUGGUGGUGGUGAUGGUACUUGCUGUUAGUGGCACCUCUUGUUGAUUGGUUGUUACUAAAGAUUACACAAUGAAAUGUAGAUCAUAUGAAUGAUACAUGUAUACUUAUUUUUUCGUUUCUGUUAUAAAUUCAGUACUAAGUGAUGUUACUCA